This is a messenger RNA of Calypte anna (Anna's hummingbird), 5088 nucleotides long. It is a transcript of the gene USP53, whose product is annotated as ubiquitin specific peptidase 53. Gene Ontology annotation, molecular function: cysteine-type deubiquitinase activity. Gene Ontology annotation, biological process: response to auditory stimulus; sensory perception of sound; protein deubiquitination. The transcript is spliced from 16 exons. Gene Ontology annotation, cellular component: cell-cell junction. The record is from RefSeq and is a predicted model, not a curated record. The coding region runs from base 706 to 4026 and encodes 1106 amino acids. Lineage: Eukaryota; Metazoa; Chordata; Aves; Apodiformes; Trochilidae.
CUGGAGUUCCAGACUCCGGGAGAGAGGAGGAGGAGGAGGAGGAGGAGAAGCAGCAGAAGUAAAAGCAAAAAGUUGCUUGUGAGGGGCGGGUCUCUGCCCUGGAGUCGUCGCCGGGAGAGGGCGAGAGAGGAGCUGCCUCUGGGAGCCGCCGGGUGCGGGCGAUUCACUGGAAAGAGAAUGAAAUAAAUGUGGAGUCUUCUAAACUGGAAUAUAUUUUGUGAAUCACAGUUAAAACUAGAAGAUGGAUCAAAAUGAGAGAACAGGAGUAUAAUGCCUGUCAAGAACUUUCAAUUUUUGUGAUAUAUAUAAACUUGUGUUUUAAUACACCUUAUGAUUUAUAGUAAUACUUUAUCCCUGGAAGGAGAAGUCGGUUACCAUGCAACUUGCUUAAAAAGAACGUUCAUUCUAAUAACUUCCAACACGUUUUAAUCAUAAUUGGAUGCAUAACUUUUUGUUUAUUUUUAAAGUCAGAGAGUUGAAAUUUUUGUAUAGCUGUGUUUUAACUGAGAGACUGAUCCUCAUAGAUGGCUGAUAACUGCUAAUGGAAAAUGGACAUAAACCCAUGAACAAUUACCCAACUGCACAGAGCUGAAUACAAUGCCGUGACUUUAGAGCAAUUCUCUUAGGACCUUCUUCUUUGCCUUGCACCCAUCAUAUCCUUAAAUAUUUAAGUGUAAAUUCUGCAGUUACAAAGUGUAAAAAAUAAUGGCGUGGGUGAAAUUCUUAAGAAAACCUGGAGGUAACCUUGGAAAAGUUUAUCAGCCUGGAAGUAUACUGUCCCUGGCCCCAACUAAAGGCUUAUUAAAUGAACCGGGGCAAAACAGCUGCUUUCUUAAUAGUGCUGUUCAGGUAUUAUGGCAACUUGACAUAUUUCGACGAAGUUUAAGAGGUUUAACUGGACACGUGUGUCAGGGAGAUGCAUGCAUAUUUUGUGCUUUAAAGGCAAUAUUUUCGCAAUUUCAACACAGUCGAGAAAAAGCACUCCCGUCAGAUAAUAUGAGACAUGCCCUGGCAGAAAGUUUUAAGGAUGAGCAGCGUUUCCAGCUUGGAUUCAUGGAUGAUGCAGCAGAAUGCUUUGAAAAUAUCCUUGAGAGGAUUCAUUUUCACCUAGUGCCAAACAGUGAUACAGAUAUGUGCACCUCAAAAUCCUGUAUUUCCCAUCAGAAGUUUGCUAUGACACUGUAUGAACAGUGUGUAUGUCGCAGUUGUGGAGCAUCGUCAGACCCGUUGCCUUUUACGGAAUUUGUGCGUUAUAUUUCUACCACAGCCCUAUGUAAUGAAGUAGAAAGAAUGAUGGACCGGCAUGAACGCCUCAAGCCAGAAAUGUUUGCAGAAUUGCUGCAGGCAGCAAAUACUGCUGAUGACUACAGAAAGUGUCCUAGUAACUGUGGUCAAAAAAUAAAAAUUCGCCGUGUUCUUAUGAAUUGUCCCGAGAUAGUCACAAUUGGUUUAGUCUGGGAUUCAGAACACUCUGACCUGACAGAAGAGGUUAUGCGGAGUCUGGCAACACAGCUUUACCUUCCUGGGCUGUUUUAUAGGGUUACAGAUGAAAAUGCCAAAAAUAGUGAACUUUUUCUUGUGGGAAUGAUUUGCUACACAAGUCGACAUUACUGUGCCUUUGCCUUUCACACCAAGAGUUGCAAAUGGGUGCUGUUUGAUGAUGCUAAUGUAAAAGAGAUCGGAACAAAAUGGAAAGAUGUGGUCUCCAGGUGCAUUCGAUGUCACUUUCAGCCAUUGCUGCUAUUUUAUGCCAACCCAGAUGGCACAGCUGUAUCUCCAGAAGAUGCUCCAAAGCAGAUUAUUCACUGGUCUCAAUGCAAAGCAGCAGGAGGCAAUGUGGAAGACUUGGGAUUCGAAAAGAGUUCUGCUCCUAAAUCAGACCACAUAAGAGAGAAUGGAGUUGGAGACCUCGCUAAUCAGAGGACUAAUAAAAAACUUCAGCCAGAUAAUUCAGCAUUCAGUAGAAGCCAUAUUCGAGCUAGUGGUGGUAGAGGUCCAGCUAAGUUAGGUUACAGCGAUCAAAAAGACAGGCUAAAGGAUAUAUCCAGAGAGUGUGCUCAGAAAGCUGCUGAUACGAAAAGAUUCUCAUCCUUCCGAAAAGAUGCAGACAGAGGACCAAGAAAAGAGUCUGGGAGACAAAGAGAUAUAAUUGGGAAAGAUUGUUCCAAUGUUAAAUUGGGGUCUCCUCCAGUUGGAAAUAGACUUAGACACUGUGCUGAUCAGCGCAUAUACAGCAGCCAGGGAAGAGGCUCCAGUAAGCAUGACAAUGCACCUCAUCAAGCGAAGCUUUCUGCACAGGUGCUUGGAUCAAAUAAAACAGAAGCUUAUCCUGCUGGAGAGAAACCAAUGAUCAGGUCCAGGUCUGAUGUUGUCACUGACUAUGAUACAGACACCAGUCAAGAUUCCAGAGACAAAGGAAGCAUUAGCAGAAGCAGAAGUAAAGGUUGGAAACCUAUGAGAGAGAUGCUAAAUGUAGACAGCAUUUUCAAUGAAACUGAGAAAAAACAGCACAGCCCAAAGCACAAGGUAAAUCUGAACAGUAAAUCUAAGCAUGAAAAGGACCGAAGCUUUAACCACUGGCCAAAACAGAACCAAAUCCAGAAAGGUUUAAUGACUAUAUAUGAAGAUGAAACAAAGCAGGAUACAGGAAGUCGAAGUUCACUGGAUUCAGAGGGAAAAGGGAAUGCUGAAAAAAUCAAAGGAUUUACAGAGAGAAAAAUCCAUGGUGAUAACUGGCAAAUUCAGAGGACAGAAUCUGGGUAUGAAAGCAGCGAUCAUAUCAGCAAUGGAUCUGCAAAUCCAGACUCACCUGUUAUUGAAGGAAUUAAUCCUGCAGACGUCAAAAAUGUUAAAGAAAGUGCUUCCUGCAGUGAACAGAACUUGUCAACCAAAAAAGCUGACAAUGUGUUACAUUCAGUGUCCCAGCAAAACAGAAACAUUUACGACCUGCGGAAAGACCACAUCAGUUCAGAAGUUAACCACAGACCUCAUGUUAAUUUUCCAACAGGAUUACAUUUGCAGGCUCCCAGUCCUCCAGUAAAAAGAGCUGAAAUACCUGAAACCAAUAGGAAACUUUUCCCAUCAUCAGCUCUACAGCCAGUUGUUAAAGAAAUUCUUAAGUCAGAAAGUAAGAACAAGGCAAACGAAAAGAAUUCUUUGGAGUGGCUUAACCCAGACAAAUCUGAGAAAAUUAAUGUGUCUGUACAUAGUGCUGAUGGUGUGUCCCACCCCUGUGCAGAAAAUGUCUGCGGAAGGAAGCUGAUCAACAGUGACUUCCACUCCACUUCGCAGCCACAGUCUCACCAUGCAAGAACGUUUGAUCCCAAGGUGGGGUUGUUGCCUUGUGUGCCACAGAACCUGUUGGAAAGGCCCACGGUGCUUCCCCAUCCCAGUGAGCACACCAGUCACUCACUCCAAAGGGUGGAUGCUCUUUGGGUGCCUGAAGCAGUGUAUCAGAAUCUUCCUCCCCCUUUACCACCAAAGAAGUAUACUCUGAAUACUUUUUCAGGAUCAGAAAAUAAUUCAGCAGCUGAUAUAAUAUCAACAGAUGUGUUGCAAAAUAAUCUAAGGCAAACAGGUACACCUUUAAAAUCUGCAUCAGAAGCAAGGGUAUUUACAAAUGAACAAGGGCUUAAAGAGUCAUUUCAAGGGAAUGAACUGUUUGUUCAUAAACCACAGUCUCCACCUGGCUUACCAGUUAAUGAUUUUUGGACUGUGUCUGAAAACCUUUUAAAGAAAGGAUCAUGCCAUACAGGAUCAAGUGCUGGCUAUGUGGAUGGAAAUGACAGUGUAUCCCUAACAACUUAUUUCUCAGUAGAUAGUUGUAUGACUGACACAUACAGGAUGAAAUAUCAUCAGAGACCCAAGCUUUAUUUUCCAGAUAGUGGAAGCUUUCACAAAGAAAAGCAUCCUUCAUUGGCUGGAGUAGAAUUGAAUGUGCCAUACCAUGCUACUCUUGAGCCAAGGCAUACCACAGCUGAGCAAAGGUACAAGGCAAAUGUAGAAAGCAUACACUGCAGUAGGUAAAUCCUUCAAAGAAAAAAAUCUGGAUGAAACAUUUGCAUUUCAUAUAGUCUGUAAAUGGGCACAAACCUCAAUCCUGUGUGUGUGGUAACUAGGUACCUAGCUGACUGUACUUUGCUUAGGAAUUAUGACUGUUUAAAUGAAUAUGCAAUUAGUGGUGAAUAGAGGAGAAGAGGUGCUAAACUUCUAUUUCUUUGACUUGUCAUUCUAGUUGCCUUAAUGCUUACCUCUGUUACUCAGUUUGUCUACUACAGUUUAUAUUAAAAGUGGUCCCUUUGGGUGUAUGUAUCUCACAGCAGUAGGAUCAACCAGCUAUUACUAAUUUUCUAAGUUUUAAUUAGAUACAGUUUAAAAAGUGAUCCUUCAGACUAUGGUCAGUACGUACUUCAACUGAAAGAAGGGAUAAACACAUGCCAAUAUAUAAUACAGUAAGUGUAGUUUUAGUAGAAAAGUAUUUGCCCUGAUAUGUAGCAGGAGGUGACAUGGGUAUUUUAACUGACUUCUCCGAGAGUCUGUGCUUUAACAAACCUUCAAGUGUCUUUAAUACAAGUUUACCCAGAGAAUUUAUAAUAUUUUUUUAAAGCCUUAAGAAUUCUUUAAAAAUGGUUCUGGUUUGCAAGUGUUAUGUAAGAUUUUUUGAGGGAGUUCAAGUAAACUGCAGUAAUAGACUAUCCUAUUAAUAUACCUGCUCUAUGUUAGUGUAUAUUUUUAAACAGAUUUAUCAGAUUUGUUUACUCUGUAAGCUAUAUACCUUAACUUAUGUGGUUAAAUUUUAUAAGCUAAAGGCUGAUACAGCAGAAUAGGAUGCUGAUUUGAGAAUAGUUACCAUGCAACCAUGCAACCAUGCAAGAUUAGUUUUGUAAGGUGUUACAUACUACUUAUGUUCAGUUGUUUCAUUCUACAAUUGCAUGCAAAGUCAGUGCUGCUAUUUAUUUAACUUCAUACCUUUUGGCUUUACAUUUUGAUGAAUGUUUAAGAGUAAUCAGACAUCUGAUUUUACUUACAACAUUCUUUUCUCCUGAGAGCAGUCCUACACAUGUAUAAGUUCUGUAUGGGCAGAUCAGG